Phymastichus coffea is the source of this 3401-nucleotide messenger RNA. RefSeq lists its product as uncharacterized. The transcript has 3 exons. Gene Ontology annotation, biological process: apoptotic DNA fragmentation. The record is from RefSeq and is a predicted model, not a curated record. Gene Ontology annotation, cellular component: nucleus; mitochondrial inner membrane. NCBI's taxonomy places the organism in Eukaryota, Metazoa, Arthropoda, Insecta, Hymenoptera, Eulophidae. Gene Ontology annotation, molecular function: RNA endonuclease activity; single-stranded DNA endonuclease activity; nucleic acid binding. The coding region runs from base 124 to 1356 and encodes 410 amino acids.
GCUGCCAGCGAGGGAAGUGCACUGUUGCGAGCGGCUAUCGGCUGAACUCUGGCCUCGCGUGCGCGCGCGUAAUAUUACGUCGCGCCGCCUUCGUCGGCAGUCGAGCUUCGCGCGCCAGGCCAAAUGGCUGCGGGCGUCGUUCGCCUUCUAGCUUUGUCGCUCGCUCUAUUUCUGCGCCAGGCGCACCCAGUGAGCACAGCGAGAUGCAGCAUCGACGUGAGCGUGGACUUGAACGCAAGCUCGCCGCUGCUGCUUGACUCCCGCGGUCUGGAAGUCGUCUAUCCAAGCAAAAGCCAGCCGCGCGUCUUGUCGCUUUCGCCCGGCGACGAGCGCGUGCUGCACUGCCUCGGCGGCACACUGCAGCCGGGCCUGGGUUCGGCGAGCGACCUGUCGAGGUGCGUCGGCGGAAAGACGUUCUCGAGCGUGGCCAAGCGCAAAGAGUACUCGAUCGACCGGGUGCACUGCUCGAAGAGUCCCGACGCCACGACGAGAGAAGACGCCGCGCGGAAAUGCAAGAACGGCGUGGUCGUGAACCUGGGCUACGAGUUGAGCUCCGGGUUCCUCACCACGAUCGACCUGUGCUACGUGGACGAGUUGGCCACGACCAGUUGGGCUCACUCGAAGAUCCCCGGCGCCGUGAACGGUUUCAGGAGCAGAGAGCCUCAAACCGCCUCUUUCGGCAAAGGCAAUUACUUCAAGAGCGUGCUGAUGGGAAACGUGUAUCCUAGGAAUAACCAAGUGCAGACCUUCAUGCAGAUUUUCGAUGGGAAUAAAGAUCUGGUCGACAAGUAUCUUCCUGCCAGUGGCGACAAGAACUACUUGGUGAGGGGCCAUCUGGUGGCUCGAGCCGACAAGUUUUAUCACGCGGAGCAGCGCUCGACGUACUUCUACGUGAACGCGCUGCCGAUGUGGCAGAGCAUCAACAACGGCAAUUGGCGCGUCGUGGAGGCGACGGUGCGGCGUAUCGCCGGCAUCGUCGGCGAGAUGGAGGUCUGGACCGGUGGCCUCGGCGUGCUGCGGCUCUCGGACCGCGAGAUCUAUCUGGCCACCGACAGGCGUAACGACAACAGGCGACUCGUGCCCGCGCCCAAGCUCCUGUUCAAGCUGGCCUACGACGCGAAGAGCAACGAGGCCCUGGUCUUCGUCACCGUCAACAAUCCCUACGCGGACGACGCGUCGCUGGCCCGCGAGUACAAGACCUGCGGGGCGUAUCGCCAGUGCGACGACAAAUUCGCGCAGUUUCGCCAGAGGCGCGAGGGUUACACCUACUGCUGCACCUACGACGAAUUCGUCAAGAGUUGGCCGGACCUUUUACCGCUGAACAUUAGCAACGCGAAGCCUCUGACUUUGCAUUAAUGCGAUUGGGCGAACACGAAUUUCGAAUGAACGGGCUGCCGAGUUGUUAAUCGAGCUGUAGGUCAAAACUUUCUCUCUCUCUCUGUCUCUCGGUGCCGCCGGCUGAUUUCAAUCGAGUAAUCGUAACUGCUUACUUGAGCAGAUUAUUUGUUCUAUUGCCGCAGAGAUGAUAUACGUAAGGGAUCGAAAUACUUUUCAGGUGAGUGUGUAGCGACGAGGACAUUUGAAAGAAGCUGGCCGUCGGCAGAACGAGGUGCUCCGAUCUCGUAAGCAUUUCCCAUCGAGGCAGUAAACAAAUUCGACGAGUCGCCGUGAGAGAAACCGUCGGCUCGUCUCCCGACGCGAUCAGCGUUCACGGAAAUCGAAAGCGAGGGCCGACUGCGACGUACGGCGUGCAGCUUCGUCCGAGAGCUGACGCACACGUGCGGCGCACUUGUGAGCCACGCGAGGCAAGCCUCUGUGGCUGACUUUGAAGAAAGAUGCGCAAGCUCUUCGAAAAGUUCGUCACAUUGUGACAAAGGCGCAAGAGACUCGCGGAGCGAUAUAGAAACGCUAAUGGGGGAAGGGGAGAGAAGAAGCGCUGUUUUUCCCCUCGGUCGUCGCUCGCGUACGGCAAUUUCCUGAAAUCUCCGAUAGUGAAUUUAUCUGAAUGAGAUGGCCGCGUCGACGAUGAGAAGGAACUCCGUGAUGAUUUGCUCACAUACAACUUCGUAUCUCUCUAGCUCUUUUUUAUUUUUGCUCGCUUUUUACUCGUUCGCGACAUUCACGCGCAUACCGGUCUUUUAUCGCGAUCAACCAAACCGGAGUGCAAUUAUAAUAAAGUUUUUCCAUAUCGGUUUAUUCAAUUUCGGCAGUGAGGCAUACGCGAUAAGUAUAUAGCUAUUCGGAAACUGCCUUGGAUGAUCAGAAAGCGGCAAUAACAUGCCGAUGAAAAUGGAAUGAAGAAAUUAAGAAAGCAACGGUAGGUAGAAGCUAUGAGAACUUGAGUACUCACUGACAAACCGCUGUAAUGGAGGCACUUAUAGGCACAGAGCAGUUAACAAGCACGCGCCGAGGAAAAAGGACCCGAGGACGGUGGUGCAGGCAGACAAGGCGCGUAUAUCUCGACGCGGCGACGUCGGAGGAAGGAAGAGGCACACUGAGAGAAAGAGAGCGUGGGUCGUUAUCGCCUUUGAACUCCGGUCCCGAUAAAAUCCUCGUCGCCGCGCUGAACGAGCCAGCUCCGACGGUUUCGGCUGCGCGCGCUAAUUUACGCGCUCUGUGGCUCUUUCUCUUCUUCAUUUCUUAAUUCGUUUGUUCGCGCGAAUUGCCCAAUCGCAGAUAGCUUUUCGUGUUAUUUCUUCGUUUAUCUUAACAUUUUGUUUUAUUGGUGGGUGCAAUACCGACACGAACGUUUUCAUUUGCUGGGAACCGUUCCUUAAUUUUCAUAUUAUUCAUUUUUAACGCUUUUCUUAUGACGUUCUGCUCUUUCGAUAUUCUUGAUGAUGCCGUAUUUAUCCUCGUGUAAUUCGCCGCCCCCUCUUCUUUUGGGACACGCCAUGUAUAGACGCCCACGGAUGCGAUUGCACCCUUGUCUCUGGUGAAAAAAAAUCAAUAUUUUGGUACAUUUUAUAUAUGCACGGGUAAAUUUUAUCUUAUUUUUAUUUUAUUUUGUUAACAAGAUACGAACAUGAAUGUGAAAUUAACAUUUCUGAGUUAUUUGUAAAUAACUUUACGUAUAAUUCGCAGUUCCAUUAAAAGGUGCAAAGCAAUCAUAAGUCAAAGCACAACAAUAAGUAAAAAAUAGAUACUGUGAAAAUUUUUGAAUUUUCUGAAAGUAAUGCAAAAUUUAUAGAAUUGAAAAUAAAUAAUAAAUAUAAGUUAUGACGAAUUAAGAAAAAAAAUUAAAACUACACUCGAAUAAAUUGAUGAAACAUACAAUGUAAAUAUUUUCUGUACAAUAUAAAGCAUAUAUAUUUUCUUAGAAUCAUUUACAAGUUCGUUGAAUUUUAUUAAAAACAAGUUUUAGAUAAAAAUACCAAUCUAAUUUGAACAAAUAAAUAUUU